Messenger RNA from Microthlaspi erraticum, 696 nucleotides. Lineage: Eukaryota; Viridiplantae; Streptophyta; Magnoliopsida; Brassicales; Brassicaceae. The record is from the annotation of a GenBank genome assembly.
AUGCAAAUGGUCAAGGAUGUUCUAGCCAACAGUGAUAAAGUUUCAGAGGUCCUACAAGAGUCUACUCAUCAGUUCAACCUGCUUACUUCACCCACCUUCCUACCAAAGCAUCAAUCUGAUCUCUCUCUCCAUGGCAGAGAAGCUAGGCAUUGCUGGACCUUGCAGCGCCCUACUACUUCAAUCAUGUUUGGAGAUGCAACUUCUAAGUCUCCUCUUGGAGUGUUCAAGAACUAUCACUUGAAAAUUGGAGAAUGCAUCAUCCAAACUGAUCUCACUGUGAUGGAAAUGGAAGAAGAGAAGGAUCUACCUCUGUUAUUGGGAACCCCAUUCCUUAGUACAGUUGGCGCUUCAAUAGACUUUCACAAGCAAGAAGUGAUCCUUCACAAGGUUGUGAAGGAAAGGGUUGACAAAGAACCAAGAGUUGGGAAGGAUAAGGAUGAGAGAGGACCAAGGAUUGAGAAGCCACGUCUUGAGAGGGCUAGAGUUGAGAAACCACGUUCUGAGAGACCACGAGCUGAUAGACUUGUUCAAGCCCCUUGUGUGCUUGAUGAAGAAAGCCUUCAAGCUUUGUUUGAUGAGCCACUAGGAAGGGCUCUAAAAGAAGGGGAGGAUGUAGCCUCUAAGGCAAGACCAGGGAUAAAAGAAAAGAUCCACCAGCUCAGGCCCCUUCAUUCAAGCCAUCUCAGCUCACAAUGA